Populus euphratica (Euphrates poplar) is the source of this 1509-nucleotide messenger RNA. RefSeq names its product fasciclin-like arabinogalactan protein 12. The record is from RefSeq and is a predicted model, not a curated record. NCBI's taxonomy places the organism in Eukaryota, Viridiplantae, Streptophyta, Magnoliopsida, Malpighiales, Salicaceae. The transcript has a single exon. Gene Ontology annotation, cellular component: plasma membrane. Gene Ontology annotation, biological process: plant-type secondary cell wall biogenesis. Bases 547 to 1341 code for a protein of 264 amino acids.
UUUCUUGUGUUGAGUAAUGGUGUGGCGUAUGAUUUGAUUUGUGCGUGUAAAUCUCGAAAAAUCUGUCUAUCGAUGCGUGUCAUGGACUGCAGGACGUUAAGAUCUCUUCAUUGAGAGUUAUUUACUGAAAUGCGAGUGGUGCUCACUAUCUUAAGCUACCAUGUCUCUGAGGGCUCUAGCAAUCAUAAAACUAUUCUUCCUGUGGAUGCCGACAGCUAUAAUUUUUGACAGCUAUAAACAUCCUUAUUUGGUGUCACACCACUGAAAUCUUUUCCUGCUUUUCCAAGCAAUCUAGUUGCUGCAGCAUUGUAAAAUUUCCCUCUCCAUUGACACCCUCCACCUUUCGAAGUAAGAUAAGGUGCUGGAUAAUAAACUAGCUUCUAACUAAAAUUGUACACUAAACCUAACUUGAUCCUCUGCCCACCACUAUAAAAACCUCAGUCUAUCCCUUCUUUACACAUCAAACAUUUCAACGAUCGAUCAGUAGAGCUUAAUUUGCUUUGGUGUUUUGGUAUCAUUUCAAGCUUUAUAUCAGGGUCUGUAAAGAUGAAGCAACAGCACUCACUCUCCUCUUUUUCAUUUUUUCUUCUUUUACUCCAUUGUGCUAAUACCUUUGCUCAGUCACCAGCUGCAACCCCAGCACAGGCACCAGCAGCAGUUGUAGCACAACCUCCAGCUGCAACCCCAACACAGGCAGCUCAGCCACACGGCAUCACAAACGUCACCAAAAUCCUUGAGAAGGCUGGACAUUUCACGAUCUUUAUCCGCCUUUUGAGAUCCACCCAAGAGGAAAACCGCUUGCUCUCCGCGCUUAAUGAUUCAAGCUCUGGUAUAACCAUCUUUGCACCAACUGAUAGCGCAUUCUCGGAACUCAAAUCAGGAACGGUCAACACUCUAAGUGACGGAGACAAGGCUGAGUUAGUGAAGUUCCAUCUAGUUCCUAAUUUCUUAUCGACCUCCCAGUUCCAGACCGUAAGCAACCCUAUCGGUACAUGGGCUGGAACAGGUAGUAGGGUACCACUAAAUGUCACAAGUUAUCCAAACUCAGUGAACAUAACCAUAGGACUUACCAAUACAAGUUUAUCUGGCACGGUAUACACGGACAAUCAGCUAGCCAUUUAUAAGAUUGAGAAGGUGCUACUUCCUAAGGACAUUUUUGCUUCGAAGGCUCCAGCUCCAGCACCGGUAGCACCGGAACCAGAAAAGCCUACAAAGGCAGUUCCUGCAGCAACCGUAGAGAGUCCCGUGUCUCCUGUGGAUAUAUCUAGUGCGCUUAUGUUCGCACAUAAUAAUGUGGUGGGAUCUGUUGGCAUAGUUGCUGCUGCAAUGUUUGCUCUGUAAUGUAUUAAGGUUUGAAUCUUGAGAUGAAAUUUGUUGGGGUUUGGUCUGGUUUUGAUGUUAUAUUUUUCCUAGCUGUAUUGAAUCUGUUGAGUAAUUUCGAUCUUACCUUGAAUCCAGUUUGUAUGCUUUGAGUUGACGAUUAAAAUUGAGUUCUGAGAUUUUAUUUAA